Carassius gibelio (silver crucian carp) is the source of this 2705-nucleotide messenger RNA. RefSeq lists its product as uncharacterized. The transcript has 8 exons. NCBI's taxonomy places the organism in Eukaryota, Metazoa, Chordata, Actinopteri, Cypriniformes, Cyprinidae. Bases 130 to 1512 code for a protein of 460 amino acids. The record is from RefSeq and is a predicted model, not a curated record.
GAUACCAGCCGCUGUGAAAAUAAUAAUAAUAGCUAAACAAGAAGAAGACGCAGUGGCUUCGGGUUUACUGAAGAGAAACAACUUAGCACUGUUUCAAAUUCUAUAGUUAUAUAUUUUUUAGAAAACCUAAUGAAAAUGAAGCUGCUCUUUAUUUCACCCUUAUUGUUCUGCUGUCUGCUCGACCAUGGUGCUUCUGGUGUUCAUACAGAGAGAGUGUCAUUGUCAGAAGUGGAGGGAGAAUCAGUCACUCUAGACACUGGUGUUGAAACAAACCAGCAAGACAGGUUCAGGUGGUAUUUCAGUGACACCCGCAUCGCUCAAAUCACUGGAGAUCUCAGUAAGAUCUGUACAGAUGUUCAGUGUAAUGAAGGUACUGAGAGAUUCAGAGACAGACUGAAGCUGGAUCAUCAGACUGGAUCUCUGACCAUCAUGAACACCAGAAACACAGACUCUGGUCUCUAUUACCUGAAGAUCAUCAGUAGCACCAGCAGCAGUGAAAAAAUCUUCAACGUUACCAUUCGUGGUUUUUUCACUGAUGGUGAAGAUGGAGUAUCACUGUCUUUGAUGGAGGGAGAUUCAGUCAUUUUUCAAACUGGUGUUGACACAAAUCAACAAGGCACAAUUAAAUGGUACUAUUAUAAAAUUCGCAUCGCUCAAAUCAAUGGAGAUCUCAGUAGGAUCUGUACAGAUGUUCAGUGUAAUGAAGGGACUGAGAGAUUCAGAAACAGACUGAAAAUAGAUCAGGUGACUGGAUCUCUGACCAUCAAAAACAUCAAAACUACAGACACUGGAGAUUAUCGACUGAAGGUCAGCAGUAGAAACAGCAAAGAGAAAGAUAAGACCUUCAUUUUUGCUCUUCGUGGUGUUUCUGCCGCUGAACAAAACGAAACAAAGACAAAGCCAGUGAAAAAAGGAGAAUCUGUUACUUUAAAUCCCGGUGAAAUAAAAAAUAAUGAUGUAAUGGCAUGGUAUUUAAAAAACACUUGCAUCGCUCAAAUCAGUAUAGAUCAGAGUAAGAUCUGUUCAGAUGUUCAGUGUAAAGAGAGAUUCAGAGACAGACUGAAGCUGGAUCAUCAGACUGGAUCUCUGACCAUCAUGGACACCAGAACCACAGACUCUGGAGAUUAUACAGUACUGAUUAACAGCACCAGGAUCAGCAUUAUAAGGAGCUUCAAUGUUACUGUCUAUGAUCCAGAUCCAACUGUAGCUGCAGGAACAAUUGCUGCUGUUGUUGUUGGUUGUGUUUUUCUGUUGACCAUGGUUGCUUUGAUUUUCAAAUGCCUCAGGAAAACAGAAUUGCUACAAACAGGGCAAAAUGGAGCUAUGGUGCAGGGCAGUUAUGGUCAGGAAAGACCCAAUGAGGACAAUCAGUGUGGUCAGAACAGUGGAGAAGAAGUGUCCCUUAAUGAGCAAAAUAAUGCAAAUGUGAAUGCCGGUAAUCAAGUUGAGACGCCUGAAAAAAACUUGUCUCCUAUAAGGAAGAAGAAGCGGAAACAAAGGCGAAAGCGGUGAUCUCUCACAGAGAAUAAUGUCUGUCAUAGUACUGAAAUAUCAGUAUUUAGUGCCAGUGAAAUUUCAUGGACAUUGGAGGGAUUAUUACAGGUGCUAAACUGAUCCAUUAUCAUUAUCUUAUGCCAGCAUUCCUGUUUCUUCAGUCAUUAACAUCAGCAUUUACACUGUCAGACAUAGUCAUCCUUACAUGCACUCAUGUUUAUAAGUCCAAAUGAAUCCAUGUUCCUUUAAGUUCUGGUUACAGAAAGGCGGGAGUUGUGAGUUGUGAUGCCAGUGUGAGUUGAUCCAUGAAAUAUCAGGAACUGAACUUGCUGUAGUUAUUUUAACAGUUUCCUUCGUGCAUUCGGUUCAACGAAAUUGUUUAAAUGGAACUGUGCGUAUGCAUUAGAAACUAAAGUUUUUGCUCUGUCCAUGCAAUAAAUGCAUAACCUACAACUGCUCAGGUAAUGUCGUCGGAAUAAGCGAGAGCCAUUGAAAAACUACAGAAAAGCAAAACUACCUCACUUUAGCAUUACUGACCAUGUGUACUAAGGAGAGAUUGCACAUCAGCUGCUCAAACAAUGUAUUGGUGAGACGAACUGACUGUGAGCACAAUCGUGUGACUAAAUAAUGAAGCACAAGAGGGAGAGAUGCGAGGCACGAACACUGUUCAAGGUAGCCAUUCAUUUGUGCUUGUAGCAAUUUAAUGUAUUCUUAAUCAUGAUUAAUUUGAUUCUUAGCAUUUUAUAUCAAUUACAGUCCGAAAUCUAUGAUUCAUGAUUCAAAAAUCAUGUUUCAAGAUCAAGGGGAAAUGAGUGAAUCAUUACACCCAUUGUGUUUACAUUAUUGCAGAUGUCUGCUACCUCUAUUGAAUGACUUUGUUGAAAUGUGCAAAAGUGUAAAAAUCAGUGUUGGAUGAUGGAUUUAAUAUGCUGGCUGGGUUUGUGUUCAGGGUGAAUUUUCACUACUUCUCAUCUGUUUUUUUUUUUGCAUUCUUUUGUUUCUGUUUUUCAUGUUGAGCUGUAUUUCUGUAAGCUCAGAGAGCUCAUUCACUGCCGACUGAACACUGAAGUGAGACAUUCCUGCUGAGAAAAAUAAGAUUAAAAAUGUCAUCAUGGUGGCUAUAUUUUUUUAAUCUGUUUGUGUAGGAAAUAAAGUGCUGUAUCAAAGCUACUGUAAUAUGUCAAAAUCUUUAAUAAAAAUCUUAAAUUUAA